Molecule: messenger RNA, 567 nt
Organism: Ilex paraguariensis (yerba mate)
Lineage: Eukaryota; Viridiplantae; Streptophyta; Magnoliopsida; Aquifoliales; Aquifoliaceae
Source: the annotation of a GenBank genome assembly
AUGAAGGAUGGUGACGUCACAUUGAGCUCUUGGAGAGAUCUUAUCAAAAAUCCCAAACAAUGGUGGGAUCAUCGUGAAAACAAGCUCAAUGGAUUGGUGAAAGCCAAACACCCUGAUUUUAAACACAAGGAUAGUGGUCUUGCACUCUGGCUCAAGAGCGCUCCGCAAUGGGUGUUGGCAGGACUUGAAGGAUUGGAGUUUGAUGUUCCAAUUGGUAGGAUGAAAGAAGCAAAGGAUAACAAAAAGAUCGAUUCUUGGAAGAAUUUGUUGGAAUACCCUGAUAAAUGGUGGGAUAACAGAACAAAUAAGGUCAAUGCAAAAUCUCCCGACUUUAAACACAAAGAUACAGGUGAAGGACUAUGGCUGGACGCUUCUCCAGCUUGGGCAUUGUCGAGGUUGCCUCCUCUGAAAGCUGACAACAAUACCUCGACUCCUUUGAAAGCUGACAACAAUACCUCGACUCCUUUGAAAGCUGACAACAAUACCUCGCCUCCUUUGAAAGCUGACAACAUUGUUGGCACUAUUUUGGGCAGGCCAAAGAUACCUGAAGACUACAGAACGUAUUGA